Molecule: messenger RNA, 611 nt
Organism: Phyllostomus hastatus (greater spear-nosed bat)
Lineage: Eukaryota; Metazoa; Chordata; Mammalia; Chiroptera; Phyllostomidae
Product: NKG2-A/NKG2-B type II integral membrane protein-like
Exons: 4
Coding region: 1-564 (187 amino acids)
Biological process (GO): stimulatory C-type lectin receptor signaling pathway; positive regulation of natural killer cell mediated cytotoxicity
Source: RefSeq, a predicted model, not a curated record
AUGAGUGAUCAAAGAGUAAUCUAUGCAGAACUUAAUCGGGUUAAGGAUGCAAAGAGACAGCACAUGAAACCUAAGGGCACUAAAGGCUCCAUUCCAGGAGCUGAGCAGGAACUAACCUACGCAGAUUUAAAUCUUCAAAAUGCUUCUCAGGAUCUUCGAGGGAGUGACAAGAAUGACCACUGCAGAGCAUAUCAUUGUGAUCAAUGCCCACCAGAGUGGUUAAUGUAUUCCAACAACUGCUAUUACAUCAGCACUGAAGGAAAAACAUGGAAUGAGAGUUUGCUGGCCUGUGCUUCUAAGAACUCUAACCUGCUCUAUAUAGAUACUGAGGAAGAAAUGAAUUUUUUGAACAUUUUUGAAAUGUAUGCAUGGAUUGGACUGUCCCGGAGAAAUAAUACUAAUUCUUGGGUGUGGACAAUUGGCACAAAUCUCUCUUCUGAACUAUUUUCAAAAACUUCCAAGUUGGACAAGAAUUGUGUAUUUGGGGAUUUCUACAGACACAUGUUCUAUUCUAGAUCCUGUUUAGAACACAACACAUAUGUUUGUAAACACCAGGCACGUUAGCUUACACAAAUUUGGUAUAAUGUUCCUCUCACCAUCCUUAAAGAACA